AACUGGUCUACCUGUGUAUCAAAAUUCAUUGUCUGAGCAGGUAAACAGUUAUUUAUAGUAACAAAUAUUUCAAGAACAAUAAUUUAACGGACGACUCAUAAACAUUUAAAAUCAAUGGAAUCCCCCGUAUGACGAUUUAACGUGGUCACGAUUUUUAGAACCCUGUCCAGUAUUAUACAGAGUUGAAGCCUUCAUCGAGAUCAUAGAAACAAGAUGAAGCCUACCCUUGUCUGCUUGACUGUUUUGUGCGGGUGUCUGCUCGUGCAGGCAAGAUCAUCGACACCAAAGAAUGGAGAGAAAGAAGAUGCAUUGAAUCGUCUUGAGCGUGUCCUCGAAAAUCUAGAAAAGCAAGGCAUUGGGGAUAACAAAGAGUUUGAACGACGAGAACAACCGCUUCGUGACGGUGACAAUGAAAAUGGUGAGCGUCGACGACCCCCACCAUGCGUUGCUGAUGAUGAAGAUUGCGAACGACGACAACCCCCGCGUGAUGAACGUCAAAGCGAUCGAGAUGAAGCUAGACGCAGGCCUCCUCCUCGAGCUCUUGGCCAACAUGAAAUUGAACAAAGUAGCAAUCGACAAAAACCUCCACAACGUGAUGAACGUCAAAGCGCUAAAUACAUGUAUGACCCUAGACGCAGGCCUCCUUUUCGUGGCCAACGUAAAAGUGAAGAAAAUAGCGAUCGACGGCAACCCCUACAGCGUGAGGAACGCCAAAACAGUCAUGGUGAAUCUAAACGCAGGCCUCCUUCUCGUGGCGAACAUGAAAUUGAAGAAAGUGGCAAUCGACGAAGACCCCCACAACGUGAUGAACGUCAAAGCGAUCGAGAUGAACCUAAAAGCAGGCCUCCUACUCAAGGCGAACGUCAAAAUAUUGAUAGUGUCGAUCGACAAAAACCAUCUAUGGGCCACGUUGAAGAUGGCGACAAACGACGACCUCUCCCGCGUGAUGAACGUCAAAGCGAGCAAGAUGGAACCAAGCGUAGACCUUCUCCUCGUGGCGAACGUGAAAAUGAAGAAAGUGGCGAUCGACGAAGACCCCCGCCUUAUGAUGACGAGAAUGAAGAUGGUGAGCGUCGUAGCCUCUCCAUCAUUCAAUGUUAAUGAUAAGAAUUUCAGACGAUGACGACCCCCACCCAAAGAUAAUCUUGAGGACAGAGUUUAAAAGAAUUUUGAAAUCUAUAGCAAUUGAAAAUAUGAAAAAUUAAUUAGACUAAAAUAUAAAACCUUAACUUUUAAUAU
Messenger RNA from Magallana angulata, 1239 nucleotides. RefSeq lists its product as uncharacterized. NCBI's taxonomy places the organism in Eukaryota, Metazoa, Mollusca, Bivalvia, Ostreida, Ostreidae. The record is from RefSeq and is a predicted model, not a curated record. Bases 214 to 1101 code for a protein of 295 amino acids. The transcript is spliced from 4 exons.